This is a messenger RNA of Limanda limanda (common dab), 5037 nucleotides long. It is a transcript of the gene fgfrl1a, whose product is annotated as fibroblast growth factor receptor like 1a. Bases 387 to 1871 code for a protein of 494 amino acids. The record is from RefSeq and is a predicted model, not a curated record. NCBI's taxonomy places the organism in Eukaryota, Metazoa, Chordata, Actinopteri, Pleuronectiformes, Pleuronectidae. The transcript is spliced from 8 exons. Gene Ontology annotation, molecular function: fibroblast growth factor receptor activity; fibroblast growth factor binding. Gene Ontology annotation, cellular component: plasma membrane.
CGGCGGAGUCACUUUUUGUUUUGUCGCCUGCGGCUGAAGUUCGGACGCAGCCGCUGCAGCCGGAGGCGCCGCGGACUCAGAGGAUUCAGACUCUUUCCACCGAGAGGAACUCAAGUCUUCAGAGGAGAAACUUUUUAUUUCCUCUCGGUCUUUUCCGUGAAUCAGGAACUCUGCAGCGGACUCACGCGUUUCCACCUCCAGCUUUUCACCGUGCUUCUAUCUCCGCUGCACGUUCCUCUCUCUCUCUCUCCUGCUAAAGGAACGGAAGGAGAAGAAUUGCGUGUUCGUGCGGGAUGAGAAACGUGCGGGUCUGAGGAGAUAUCAUCUCUGCUGGGAAACAGUUGAAGAGUCUGAGCAUCCGUCUUCCUGAAAAAAGUUCAACCAAAAUGGAGAUUUUCUGGGUGUGUGUGUUUCUGAAGCUGCUCCUGAUGUCCGCUGCUGCCAGAGGCCCCCCCAGGGUGUCGGAGCGGGUGGCCCACCGGCAGAGCAUCCGCAUCGGCCGCACCAUGAAGCUGCCCUGUCCCGUGGAGGGCGACCCCCCGCCGCUCAUCAUGUGGACCAAAGACGGACGCAACAUCCACAGCGGCUGGACGCGGUUCCGGGUGCUGCAGCACGGCCUGCGGAUCAAAGAGGUGGAGACGGAGGACGCCGGGACGUACGUCUGCAAGGCCAUCAACGGCUUCGGCAGCGUGAACAUCAACUACACGCUCAUCAUCAUAGAUGACUCCGGCUCGAGAGGCGGAGCAGCGACGGCCAAUGGUGACGGAGAACACGGCCCGGAGCUUGCCGGGAAACUGGUGCGUCCACGUUUCACCCAGCCGGCAAAGAUGAGGAAGCGUGUGAUCGCUCGCCCGGUGGGCAGCUCGGUGCGUCUGAAGUGCACGGCCAGCGGGAACCCUCGGCCCGACAUCGUCUGGCUGAAGGACAGUCGGCCGCUGGCGGAAGAAGACGGCGGGAAAGACGGGAAGAAGAAGAGGUGGACUCUGAGUUUGAAGAACCUGACCCCGGAGAACAGCGGCAAAUACACCUGCCACGUCUCCAACCGAGCAGGAGAGAUCAACGCCACCUACAAAGUGGAAGUCAUACAGCGUACCAACUCUAAACCCAUCCUGACCGGCACUCACCCUGUCAACACCACCGUGGACUACGGAGGAACCACGUCGUUCCAGUGCAAAGUCCGCAGUGACGUCAAGCCGGUCAUCCAGUGGCUGAAAAGAGUCGAGGCCGGGGACGAGAACAAAUUCAACUCCACCAUAGAGGUUGGAGACCAUCGCUUUGUGGUGCUGCCGACAGGAGAGGUGUGGUCGCGCCCGGAUGGCUCUUACCUCAACAAGCUGCUGAUAACCAGAGCCAAGGAGGAGGACGCUGGCAUGUACAUCUGCCUGGGAGCCAACACCAUGGGCUACAGCUUCAGGAGCGCUUACCUCACCGUGCUACCAGAUCUGAAGCCCCAACUCAACUCUGUCAUCACGGCGACCUCCCCAGGCCUCCCCUGGCCCGUCAUUAUUGGAAUACCCGCAGGCGUCGCCUUCAUCCUAGGCACCGCCCUCCUCUGGUUCUGCCAAUCAAAACGCACCUGCUCCUCCUCCUCCUCCCCGUCUUCCUCCUCCGCUCUGCCCGCCCCCCAGCGUCUACCGGCGGCCAAUCGCGAGCGAGCCUGCCCGACGCUGCCCGCCCAGCCGUCCAACGGGGAUAAAGAUUCCGUUUCGUACGAGGACUACGUCGCCCAUCAGCAGCUGCUCCAGGCUCAGGGGGGGGCGCCGGCGGCUCCGAAGGUCUACCCCAAGAUCUACACGGAUAUUCACACGCACACGCAUUCGCACGUGGACGGGAAAGUGCACCAGCACCAGCACAUUCACUACCAGUGUUAGCAGCGAGGCUACGGCAGCGAGCGUUGGGUGUUUUUCACCUUCAACUCUCGGGUGAGCAUGUUCCUGUGCAUGCAGACUCCCACAGUCCACACUAACUGCUGACGUGCACGGAAAAACCACAUGCAAAGAGACACGGGAUCCCGCAUUUCUUCCUCACUUUGCUGCAGCCGUGGACUCGAGACACAAACGAUGAAGAAUGUAAAGAGAGAACACAAAGAUCUUUAUUUUUGAACCACAUCAUCGCAGAGAAAAAACCCAAAGAACCUGUUUGAAUCGAACCUCCUGUGGAUUAGAGCCUCCUGUGUAAAUGUAUAAAUCUCUCACCGUGUUGCUCAAAGGCCUCAUGAGGCAACAGGGAACUCACAGUUUUUUUACAGCAAACCAGCAAUUUAUCUGCCUCUGUUCUUUCAGUACAACCACAACCUCCUCAGUAUGAUCACAGCUCACUGUUCACUACCAGCCUCCAAAUAUAGCUACUCGUGUAUAUAGUGGAAUAUGAUUAUACGGCUUUUAGCAUGCUACGUCGUUCCUGGAUAAUCUAUAAAGAACAUAUAGCAUGUGUGUAAUGUAAUAGCGUAGCUUCAGAGUAUAUCGGCCCGACUGAGCCAUAAGAACCAGGACUGGAGACUGACUCCUCAGAGCCCGCACCCCCAGCAGAGAUCAGGCCACCGGGUUUUCCUUCAGGCCGACAGCUGCUCUCAUAAGUGUUCCAGCUUCUAUCUGCUGGAAAAGAGCUGAUUUCAAUCUCUCUGCAGCUACGAUGGGAUUUCUGCUAAAACCAGGGACCCCCUCUCCCGACAGCGGUUGCGGAAGUAAUCAUUAGAUCUCUCCAGACUCUCGAUAAGUCCUUUCCGCCCCCUUUUCUACUUCCUGCAGAAUGGUGGCAUUUCCUGUUUGCAUUGUCUCCCUUAGCGGAUUGUGUUUGAUGCUUGCAGACUUGCGAGAGGGGUUUGAAGGAUAUCGGCUCUCGUCGUGUGUCAUAGGCACAAAGGGAUCAUCCACGAGGCCUCGGUGUAAAAACGCUGCCUCCGGAGAAUUGCUUCCAGAUUUCCCGGCUCACACUCGGCUCUGUGGAUAAAUCACAGGUCCUUGUUAAUCUGCUAUAUGGUUUAGAGGGCUCGAAAAAAAGAAAAGCGACUUAAACUAUGUAACUCGAGGAUGAGACUUGCAAACGUCAUCUCUUCAGGCACCUCACAGGUCGAGCUGUUCUUCAGACUAUCUGUAGCUGAGUGUCUUCACAUUUCAUAAACCUGUCUGGUAGAUCUUUUAUUCAGUCGUCUGUAGAGUUGACGCUCACUUUACAAACUUCUACAAAUAUCUCAACAUUUAGAUUUUCUCUUUAUCUGAGUACAAUUGGAUCACCAUGGUUUCAUAUUCACUCAAUUCCAAAGCUCCGACACUGCCAGAGGUUUCGAGUUCACUUAUUGAAAUACCUGAACCUCUUUCAAACUGAACUGACUCAGCUUGAUUGAUUUUUCCCUCCUUAAACGUUUAUUGCAACUUUUUAAAAAGGUGCAUUCUUCGACAUAUUGAAUUUUCAACUGCAGUGCCUUCAAUAACCCUGAUGACCCAAAUGUUAUCAUCAACACCUUACAAAUACUUUAAAGGUAAAAUAAUGCUGUAUAACUGGUAACUUAACUGACUUUCAGUUUAGUUUUCAUUACAUUUAGAGCCGCGGUAGCACAUUUAUAAACUCGUCUUUACCACUAAUUUCACAAACUUUACACAAAAAUAUUUUUCAUCAAUAUCCAUUAAUUAUUUGCUUUUAAAUUGGGGAAAAUAUCCCAAAACAUGAUGAAAAGUGAAAAACGUCCCCGGUGGAGGUUAACAAACCCCCUCAGUCCACAGCCAUCCACACCAGACUUGCUCUUUCUCAGGUUUCCAUCUCCUCGUUCCUGUGUGUUCGUGAAUCUGACCACUAAAUGAAAACUGUGUAAAACGAUACGCUGUGAUAAGAUUUAGCUCUCAGCUGUUUUACGUUACAGGUUUCUCUCACUCAGAAGUGAGGCAGCUGCGCAGAGACGUUUUAAUAAGAUACAAAAUGUGGGGAAAUGUAGAAAUGUACUGUAUAUAUGUGAAAUAUGAAAGAAGCUGUAGGCUCGUUAUGUAGUUUUAUAUAUUUGUACUGUAUUUAGUAAACAGCAGGCGUUCUCCAGGACGUCUGAAGUACAACAGUGAGAACUUUAAACAGCCAUGUGACAGGAAGUGAUCUAUUGAAAUCACCUGGUUGCACAUGGGAUCGUUUUCUUCAGCAUAUAUUUUUGCACAUAAAUCUUUAAACUCAAAUACAGAAAUGUACAAGUGUAUGAAUAUGGAUAAAUAAAUAUACGCCCAUUUUGUUAAAAUAAUGCUCACAGAGGUACGUUUUGAAGUUGCCCUCAAGAAAAUUAGUUUGAUACCUGUGGAGUUCUCGAUGUGAUUGUACUGACAGACAUGUUUUUUUUUAAUAAAGUAAACUCAGCCCACAGAUAAUCUAGACAUAAACUGUACGACAGGUAACAUUAACAGCAUCUCAUGCAUUUCAAAUCUGAACCUAAGUCCUGCUCUCGUACUGAGAAGUCCACGCUCCUGAAUGAAGAUAAGAAUAAACCCAGAUGUUAUUGGAAGGAUGAAAACGUCACUCAUUUCUUCCAUUGUUCUCAUGUUACAUGUUCAAACCUGUGAGUUUGAUGUGUCAAAGCUAAGGGACUGCCAACAGACAGACUGUAUGUACGUGCACCUACCACUAGUAUGUAAAUGAACCGGCAUUAGUGUGGAAAUUAAAAUAUCAGAUCAUUAGAGUAAAUGCUUCUGACCAUAAAGUAGCUCGGCACAUGAAACAUUGUUAACGCUAAAUUGUCUCAACGUUCAAAAAGGUUUGUGCUUCUUAUAAGUGUGCGUCUAAUUUAUUCUCUUCAAAUCAUGUUUGUUAUUUUUCAUAUAAUUGGGCAUUAUACUGCAUGAGUGGAUUUUGUGUUAUAGUCAUAAUGUAAGCUAUGUAGCGAACGCCAUGUUCAUGUCAUUGUAAGAUACUGUAUUUAUAUAUGCCGACAGAAUAUACAAAAUUUUAUCGAUAAUCUUUGUAUCGACAAUCUUGUACAGUCCCGUCAUCGUCAUUUAGGAUACAUAAAUGAUUUUCUCCCUUUGUAAUCACGUUACUGGUGCCAUUAAAAAAAAAUAACUAAAA